This is a messenger RNA of Fonsecaea pedrosoi CBS 271.37, 1179 nucleotides long. RefSeq lists its product as uncharacterized. The transcript has 3 exons. The coding region runs from base 1 to 1179 and encodes 392 amino acids. The record is from RefSeq and is a predicted model, not a curated record. Lineage: Eukaryota; Fungi; Ascomycota; Eurotiomycetes; Chaetothyriales; Herpotrichiellaceae.
AUGAUGCAAGAGGACAAAGAGAUUCUCGCGUUUGGUAUCUACGGACCGGUUUAUUGCACUACUGAAUAUGUGAUCAAAGAGAUCAAUCACAAAAGAGCAUUUCGCGCAGAAUACAAGGCCUAUCACUGCCUAAAAGAGGUCGAAAGCCUUCGUGGUCGCAUACCACGAUACUGUGGCAGCAAACCCCACAAACACCGCAUCUACCUCGAGCGCAUCCACGAACCAACCCUCCGGAAGCACAAUGUUGACAAAGAGACCUUCGAGCAAAUCAGAAAAUACCUACUGGAGACAAUUGAUAUCAUUCAUGACGCUGGAUGGGUCCACCGUGCCAUACGAAUCGAUAAUAUAUUCACUUCAGGCAGGUUGUUCGAUUUCAGCUAUGCUUGCCCGAAAAGUGAGCUUUCGGCGGCAUGGUGGGAAUACUAUAAACGUGCAGACCGUGAAGCCAUCGACCGGUUGUAUUCAGACAUGAUCAGACCCAAGAACUACAUAGCCUCAUUGGCCUUGCUUAAUAGAGGUGUUGAUGACCUUAAGAGUCAGACAGAACUUGCCGUGCUUCUCCGCGAGUCGGACACCAGCUCCGAACUGGUGGAAAAGCUUGAGACAAUCAGAAGUCCUAUACCUUCUCUAGUUCUUGAAAUGUGUCGGGCGUGUCGACGCCAGGGGCAAGAUGAAAGGGGGCGGCGCUUAUUGAAAAAAUGCCGCCCCGCCGCACCGCGCGAUGAGCAAACCAAACGACUAUAUGUCGAACUCAAGGCCGAAUAUGCGAAAUGCGAUCGUUUUGGCGAUCUCACGAAAGUCUCCAAUGCCUACGCAGACGCAAUCUCUGCUAGCGUCAAUCUUAUUGGUCGAACCGACGAGCUCACCAUCAAUCUUCGUCUCGAUUUCGCAUCGUUUCUGGAGCGAAGGGAACGGGUACCUGAUGCUCUGAAAGAAGUCGAGGCACUGAAAGUAGACUAUAAUGACUUGUCCGAGGUAUACAGGGCAAUGAUCACCAAGCGUGAGGCACGAUUGCGUGACAGUGGAGCAGAGAAACGGAAACAUGAAGAAACUAUGCCUGCGGAGGAGACCUCAAAAGAAGACGAUAAAGAGAAUAAUGUUCAGAGCGAAACGCAUAGUCCACCAUCUAAGAAACUGAAGAAGUCGGUCGAAUUUGAGAUGGUCUACCGAGUAAAAUAG